Molecule: messenger RNA, 1891 nt
Organism: Coccinella septempunctata (seven-spotted ladybird)
Lineage: Eukaryota; Metazoa; Arthropoda; Insecta; Coleoptera; Coccinellidae
Exons: 10
Coding region: 16-1830 (604 amino acids)
Molecular function (GO): protein binding
Source: RefSeq, a predicted model, not a curated record
AAAUACAACGAAGGCAUGGAAAAGAAUGAAUUUCACGAAAUUAUGAUGAAAGUUCUGGUUUCAGAUAAAAGCGAUAAGUUAUGUUCGGAAUUUUUCGACCUCUACGCAAUAGAUGGUCGUUUGACAUGGAAUGUAACCUUAAAUGCUUUGAUAAGUGCCUUUCCUUCAAGCUGUUAUGAUCGAGUGAAAUUGGAAUUCUUGGGAAUCGCCAAGAAUGAUCUGACCAAGAGGGACACCAUCGCGAAAGUAUUGAUUAUAGAAACGUCAACACAUUUUUACUACACGGUUUAUUCUAAACACGGAAAAACAGGAAUUUACGAUUCUAAUUUCCUAAAACUGGAAACUUAUCAUGUUAUUAUGACCAGGGAGGAUAUCAACAAGACAGAAAAGGAUAGAAGACGAAGGAAUCGGUGGAUAACUGAUGCAGUAUAUCUUCCAGAUCUUAAGAAAAUAGUGGUGAUUAACACAGCUAGAAGUGUUGUGAUUUAUGAUGUCGCUGGUUUGAAGCAUACGCCAGUAUUUUUAGUUUUAUCCGUGCCGAACAUUCCAAAAUGCAUAACGUACAAAUCUGGAACCCAUAAAUCAGAUCGCCAUCUUUUCAUUGGUGAUGACAGUGGAAGUGUGUUGGUUUUCUCGUUUGUUCAUAAGAAGGAACCUCUCUUCAGAAAGAAGCAUAAUGAUAAACUGAGCCUUCACUAUUGGGAGAAACUGAACGAAGAGAAGGAGUAUGUCAAGAUUUCUCAGAUUAGAAAUAUUCACCAGGAUAUCAUAAGGGAAAUCAUCUACUGUCCAGAGGAUAACACACUAACAACAUGUAGCAGAGAUCCCAAAGCAUCAAUUAUCAAAAUUUUCUUAGAUCAUAAAAACCCGACAAUGAUUUACGAAAUGCCGAAGGGGGCUUCAACAAUGUGCUUCAGUAAAAAAUUGAAUAUUCUGAUCACUGGUAGCUCAGAUGGGACUAUAAGAUUAUGGAAUACUUUGGUUAUAACUAAUGCUAUUGGUGUUAUUAAAGAGCAUGAGUCAGGAAUUAAGAGUAUAAUCCUGCUGGAAACCCUCAAACUAUUCAUCAGUUGUGACAAAUGUGGGAUAGUGAAACUGUGGAGUGUUGAGGAUCAAAAGUGCUAUCAGACGAUCCGUUUGAGUUUUCCAUCUUUACGGGAACAAGGAAAAAUUGUUGAGUGGGCUACUAAUUGUAUGUUCCUCGGCCCAAAAGAGACAUAUCGAUCCGGUUCAUCUUUAAAGUAUCAUAAAAAUUCCAAAAGUGAAGAAUAUAUAUUAGAAAGAACAAACUUAUGGAUAUCCUGCUGCAACUACCUAGCCAAUAUAUCUUUGAUAUUUCAAGAUAACAAGAUACCCGAAGCGUUUAAAAUGCAUCAACUUGAACCUCCUCCAAAACAAAAUAAUGUUUUUAUACCUAGUACUUGGCUUCUAAGCAAAGAGAGUUUUGAAGAACUGAAAGAAAAAAUCGAUUGUGACAUCGUAUAUCCCGAAAAGUUCAAGGAUUAUGAAUAUGUCUACGAAAAAGAUAAGCUGCGAAGAAUGGAACAUGCAAUGAAAAUAAAUCAGAAAAUUGCCCUUCUGGACGAACAGAAAAGAGAGAUGCAAGAAAACGUGGUCAGGAACGCUCCAUUUUUGGCUUUGAAGUUGUUUGAUAUUGAAGAGUUAUCUCUCUCUUACUCUUUGGCAACACAUGGAAAGGAAGAAAGAAAUAUUAUGGAUAAGACACACAGUAUUUUGGCCGAAGCAAGCAAUAAAGAUGUAGUUUUCUCAGAAUUAUCGUCAUCUAGAUCAAGAUCGUCUAGAAGUAGUGUCGUUGAAUUUGAAUAUUAAAUUCUGAACCUUAAUUGCCUAUGUUUUUCACUCCUUUUUUAAUAAAUGAGCAUUCUGAUAA